AAGGCCAAAAUUGAUUUUCAUUUUGACUAAUCAAAGGUAAUUGCUUAUCACUCACCAAUCACCAUCAAGAUAAGAAGAAGGUCACUCAUUAUUAUCAAUGCAUAGUGCAACAAACAGUAACAUUGGAUAGAGAUAAUAAAAACCUCAUUGAAGAAAGUUUAGAAGAAUAAUUGGAUGAGUAUGGAAAACUACAAUGAUUCUUCUGAGUGGCAGCAUUUGAGCACAAACUGGUCUCAAUACAGUAAUGAUCAUUCACAAUUUCCUGUGACUGUACCUACACAGAUAUUACCUCAUAAUAUCUCUGACUCUUCUUCUGGUUCUUUUCAAUAUAGUGAAUUUCAGUCAUGGAAUUUACCUAUUGAAGGUAGUGUUGAAGAUAGAGCAGCAAGUGCUUCCAAGAGUCAUAGUCAAGCAGAGAAAAGACGUAGAGACAGGAUUAAUACACAGCUUGCUAAUCUUAGAAAACUUAUUCCCAAGUCUGAUAAGAUGGACAAAGCAGCAUUACUAGGGAGUGUGAUAGAUCAAGUCAAAGAUCUAAAGCGAAAAGCAAUGGAUGUUAGCAGAGUCAUUACAGUUCCAACUGAAAUUGAUGAAGUAUCAAUAGACUAUAACCAUGUUGUUGAAGAUGAAACCAACACUAACAAAGUGAACAAAUUCAAAGACAACAUCAUCAUCAAAGCUUCUGUUUGUUGCGACGAUCGACCAGAAUUGUUCUCUGAACUAAUCCAAGUCCUCAAAAGUUUAAGACUUACAACAGUUAAAGCUGAUAUAGCAAGUGUUGGUGGCAGAAUCAAAAGUAUAUUGGUGCUUUGUUCUAAGGACAGUGAAGAAAAUGUUUGCAUUAAUACUCUCAAACAGUCCCUUAAAUCAGCAGUGACCAAAAUUGCUUCAUCAUCAAUGGUAUCUAAUUGUCCUACAAGAAGUAAGAGGCAGAGAUUCUUUUUGCCUUCUCAUUUUGUAUAGUAAUUUGAUUGAUGCAAAAAUGUUAUUAUCUAUUCACUCCUUUUUUUUUUUUUUAAUUAGGAGGGUCAUUUAUUUUUGUGGGGGCAAUUAUUUGCUUCAUUUUUCAAUAUUUAUUUAUUGUAUACCUCUAAGAUAUAUAGUUUGUCCAUUAGGGAGAUGAAAUAUUGAUUUUGUACCACCAAUUAAGGUAAAAGCAAAGUUAAAGUGGGAAAUUGAAAGCUAGGCAAAGCAUAUGCAUAAAGUAAAGUAAUCAGGUGUGUGAUUAAUUGCUGCUUCCAAAUGGAAAAAGUACAGACUUUGAUUUUAUAUCUUAA
This is a messenger RNA of Medicago truncatula (barrel medic), 1277 nucleotides long. RefSeq names its product transcription factor bHLH51. Gene Ontology annotation, molecular function: protein dimerization activity; DNA-binding transcription factor activity. The record is from RefSeq and is a predicted model, not a curated record. Gene Ontology annotation, biological process: regulation of DNA-templated transcription. The coding region runs from base 175 to 963 and encodes 262 amino acids. Lineage: Eukaryota; Viridiplantae; Streptophyta; Magnoliopsida; Fabales; Fabaceae. The transcript has 2 exons.